UCACUUCCGGUCGUGGUGUACGUCACUUCCUUUCAAGCUUGGCGUUUGGUCGGUGGGGACCCACGCGGGUUCAACAUGCGUAUCGAGAAGUGUUAUUUCUGUUCGGGGCCAGUCUACCCUGGCCACGGCAUGAUGUUCGUCCGCAACGACUGCAAGGUGUUCAGAUUUUGUAAAUCCAAAUGUCAUAAAAACUUUAAAAAGAAGCGCAAUCCUCGCAAGGUCAGGUGGACUAAAGCCUUCCGGAAAGCAGCUGGUAAAGAGCUUACAGUGGAUAAUUCAUUUGAAUUUGAAAAACGUAGAAAUGAACCUGUCAAAUACCAGAGAGAGCUAUGGAAUAAAACUAUUGAUGCAAUGAAGAGAGUUGAAGAGAUCAAACAGAAACGCCAAGCCAAAUUUAUAAUGAACAGGCUGAAGAAAAAUAAAGAGCUACAGAAAGUUCAGGACAUCAAAGAAGUCAAACAAAACAUCCAUCUUAUCCGAGCCCCUCUUGCAGGUAAAGGAAAGCAGCUGGAAGAGAAAAUGGUACAACAAUUACAGCAGGAUGUGGACAUGGAAGAUGUUUCUUAAAAAUCUCACUGUAACCAUUUUCUAUGGUGUACAUUUGAAAGUGUCCUUUGGAGACUAGAACUUCUAAAUUAUUGGUUUAUUUUUUACAUAAGGGCACUCAAAUGAAAGGUGAUUAAAAAUGUAUUUCCUACAUUGCUGUCUGCAAAACAUCAGAUAGUAUGGAUGUUAGAUUGCAACUCAAUGUUAAGCCUUCAGUGAUAGAUGUGCUUAUGUAAAUUAUGAAAAUUCUCUUUGUAAAUACAGAAAUGAAUUGUGGAGAAAGUGGUCAUGCCAUUUGGAUAAUGGCACUAGACAGCAUUUAUAUAAUAACUAAGGACAAAGAUUCUGGCUAGUGAUAUAUAAAAUAAAAUUUUCAUUGCAGUAUAAU
Messenger RNA from Propithecus coquereli (Coquerel's sifaka), 934 nucleotides. It is a transcript of the gene RSL24D1, whose product is annotated as ribosomal L24 domain containing 1. Bases 76 to 567 code for a protein of 163 amino acids. The transcript has 6 exons. NCBI's taxonomy places the organism in Eukaryota, Metazoa, Chordata, Mammalia, Primates, Indriidae. Gene Ontology annotation, cellular component: nucleolus. Gene Ontology annotation, biological process: ribosomal large subunit biogenesis. The record is from RefSeq and is a predicted model, not a curated record.